Molecule: messenger RNA, 1819 nt
Organism: Contarinia nasturtii (swede midge)
Lineage: Eukaryota; Metazoa; Arthropoda; Insecta; Diptera; Cecidomyiidae
Product: RNA-binding protein spenito-like
Exons: 5
Biological process (GO): regulation of alternative mRNA splicing, via spliceosome
Cellular component (GO): nucleus
Molecular function (GO): mRNA binding
Source: RefSeq, a predicted model, not a curated record
CUCUCAAAACAAAGGAAGACAAACGUAUUAAUCGACUAAAACAUCUACUUCGUCGGUGUACGCAUCACAAAGUUUUAUAGACCAAAACGAAAAAAAAUUGUAAAUUAUUAUUUUUUGUUCUGUAUUUUGUUUUCUAUUCAUUCACUACCCAUUGACUUUUUUUAAGUGGUUAAAUGUUUAAACCGCCGAUCUCAGACGUAGCCAACGACAAAUAGCAUUCGUUUAACCUUUUGUGUAGUGUGUGUUAAAUUCACCAUUCACAAAACCAAUCAAUAACAAACAAAUCUUCUAAAACACUUGUAGUUUGUUUGGCUCAUGAGUAGUAUUUGGGAAGCGACGGAGAGAGAUCGCAUCACGGUUAAAAUUCAUAAUAUGCGGCGUAGCGUUUCACGCGAUUCUCCAUUGCGAUCGAAACGUAGACCAGGAAGUAUGGGACGAUACGACGAUAGCUCAGAUGAACGGAUGAGUCCAGAACGUUUGCGACGCCGAGUAGCUCGAACGCCAAGCCCACGCAGGCCACCAAGUCCGCGCAUACGUUACAUAUCACCACAUCGUGAAGAAUAUGUUCGUGUUCCACGUGAGCCAGUCUAUGAAUCUCGUAGCAAAUACGAGUACAAACGAUCUAUUUCACCUGAAUAUAAAAGACCCUAUUAUGGCGCUGCACCUGUGCCCGAUCAUCGUCGUGUGCCACCCGAUGUGUACGAUCGUUACGGUGGACCACCACCGCAUGUGAUGCAUCAUCCGAGAGAAUUCCGGCCACCAAUGCAUCAUGAAUCAGUUUAUGUGCCACGUGGACCUCCAAUGUAUUAUGCACAUCGACCACCAUAUCAACACUACGUUCCACGGCAUACCGUACCGCGUCAUCCGGUUGCCGAAAAUAAAAAAGAAAAUAAAUUUCCGAAUUACUUGCAUCACGUGCAACCAGAGGACGAUCCAUUGGCAACUCGAACUUUGUUUGCUGGAAAUCUUGAAAUUAAUAUUUCGGAAGAAGAAUUGCGUCGUAUCUUCGGUAAAUAUGGCACUUUAGAAGAUAUCGAUAUAAAACGUCCACCACCUGAUUCAGGUAAUGCAUUUGCAUUCGUUCGUUUCCAUAAUUUGGAUAUGGCCCAUCGCGCCAAAGUUGAAUUGUCCGGCCAAUACAUUGGAAAACUUCAAUGUAAAAUUGGUUAUGCUAAAGUGAAACCAACCACACGCAUCUGGGUCGGUGGUUUAGGUUCAUGGACAUCGCAUACACAGCUUGAACGUGAAUUUGAUCGUUUCGGUGUAAUAAAAAAGAUUGAAUAUCAAAAAGGUGACAUUCAAGCAUACAUUCUAUAUGAAUCAAUUGAAGCUGCACAAGCAGCGGUAAAUGAAAUGAGAGGCUUUGCUUUGGGCGGACCGGACAGACGUUUACGUACUGACUUUUUCGAUCCAAAUCCACCAUCAACAUCGUCAUUUAAACCCAAACCGCCAAGUGGUGGGGCUGCUGGUGCAGAUUAUUACUACCAUGAACCACACCAUUAUGAAGAGGGUGGUGGCUAUUAUCCACCGUAUGUUUCCAGAGGUGGAUAUCGUGGACGUGGACGCGGAAGAGGCAGCUAUCGUGGUGCAUAUUCGGGACAUGAAAGUCAUCGUCCACCACCAGAAGAUGAAUGGAGACGUUCUGCAUCCGAGGUUGAUUACGAACCAAGACCACCGCGUCAUGUCGUUGCAAGAGAGCCAGGUUUAGAGCGAUCACGCUCACGUUCGCCAAUUAGGCGUCGAAGUCCAGAUUCCGAUUCGGACUCGUCGAGUCGUCGAAAUGGUAUGCUUACGGCAGCACGCACACUACCAGAAGUGG